Clonostachys byssicola is the source of this 1359-nucleotide messenger RNA. NCBI's taxonomy places the organism in Eukaryota, Fungi, Ascomycota, Sordariomycetes, Hypocreales, Bionectriaceae. The record is from the annotation of a GenBank genome assembly.
AUGGCCCAGGAGGACGCCAUGUCUGUUGCGGAGGAGCACAUCCUCAUCGACCCAGAGGAAGAGAAGAAGCUGCUUCGCAAAAUCGACAUGCGUCUGAUGCCCACCAUAUGGGUGCUGUACCUCUUGUCAUACGCGGACCGAACCAACAUAGGGAACGCCAAAGUUGCCGGCAUGGCUGACGAUCUCCAUCUGACCUCGAACCAGUACUCGAUGACACUCGUCAUCUUCUUCAUCACUUAUGUCAUUUUCGAAAUUCCAAGUAACCUCAUCCUCGCCCGGACCAGACCUUCACUCUACAUCCCAGCCAUCAUGGUCGCCUGGGGGGUUGUCACCUGCUGCAUGUCUCUUGUCCACAGCUAUGAGGGUCUCUUGGCCACUCGCGUUGUUUUGGGCAUCUUCGAGGCUGGCUUCGCCCCAGGCAUCAUGUUCAUUCUUUCGUCGUGGUAUAAAAAGCACGAGCAGGCGAAGCGCUUCACCAUAUUCUAUUCCGCGGCCGUGCUUUCAGGCGCCUUUGGGGGUAUUGUAGCCGGUGCCAUCACAGGGAGUCUGGACGGCGUCCAUGGCAUCCGGGGAUGGAAGUGGCUCUUCAUCAUCGAAGGCGUUGCCACCAUCGGCUGCGCAAUCAUCGCGAUCCCACUGCUCCUUGACUUCCCAAUGAACACCCGAGGCUUUACCCCCGCGGAAAGGGAACUUGCCAUCCGGCGCUUGCUGGCCGACAAUGUCACAGCGAGAACAGAAGAUGAGGCUCCGAUGGCUCACCUGGAGGCGGUCCGCAAAUCGCUGACGGACUGGAGAGUUUGGAUGCUGGCAAUUGGAUACGUGUCUCUGGGAGGAUCAGGAACAAUGUCAUACUUCUACCCAACUCUGGUUCAGGGCUUGGGAUACACUUCGCAUAUGGCUCAGUAUAUGACCACGCCGAUUUACGCCGUGGCAUUUGUCUGCUGUCUCGUUACAGGAUACUUGAACGAUAAGUUCCCUACUGUUCGUGGCCUUUUCGUGGCCGGCUUGGUUGGUGUUGCUUGCAUCUGUGCGAUCGUCGUGUGUGCUGUAUACAAUUUCGUCGCGCGAUAUGUUCUACUGGUCUUUAUGGCAUCUGGGCUGCUUUCGGGAAAUGCACUCUCUCUAGCCUAUGCGUCCUCUACCUUUGCCCCAAUGAGGGCGGAAGUGAGGGCCGUCAGUCUUGCCUGGGUCAACACCAUAGCCAACUUGUCUGGUGUUUUCGGGGCGUACUUCUUCCCUUCAGAGGACGGGCCCAAGUACAUUAUGGGAUUUGCUCUCGUUUCCGGUUUGAGUGCAUUGUGCGUCCUCGUCUACGGAUCAUCGCACUUCUUGAUUCGUAAAUAUCCUGCUCAUCAAUAG